This is a messenger RNA of Magnolia sinica, 2149 nucleotides long. Its product is annotated as F-box protein At5g51370-like. Bases 232 to 1707 code for a protein of 491 amino acids. The record is from RefSeq and is a predicted model, not a curated record. The transcript has 2 exons. Gene Ontology annotation, molecular function: protein binding. Gene Ontology annotation, cellular component: SCF ubiquitin ligase complex. Lineage: Eukaryota; Viridiplantae; Streptophyta; Magnoliopsida; Magnoliales; Magnoliaceae. Gene Ontology annotation, biological process: SCF-dependent proteasomal ubiquitin-dependent protein catabolic process.
CACACAAAUCCAAAAAUCCAUCGUCAUGCCAUAAAAAGCCGAACAAUCAAACCCAAAAGUCUGAAAAACAACGCCACACAGAAGCAUCAGCAUCCAGCAAAAGCAGCACCAGGUAAGAAGCUGAACCGGACAAUAACACCUAAAUUCAUGAAAAUCAACCCCCCCAAUCGUAAAAAUUCAUAAAUCUCAUCAAGCCCUAAAAAUAUUAAAAAAAUAAUAAAAAAAAGAUAAAUGCCAUUAUCUUCAGAAAAUUACAGCCCCAGAAAGAAAUUAAAGAAGCCCCUCAGCCUCCCCAAUAUCUGGUUCAAAGACCAAUCCCUCAAGCAUGUCAUUUUCAAUAUGCACCUUCGCUCCCUCAAUGAUCGCCAUCAUCAUCAUCAUCAUCUGAUCAUACCUGAUGAUGAUCCCAGCCCUCCAUCACCGGGUCCCACCUCCCGUUUUGACCACACCUCCCUCCUUCCCGACUCCAUCCUUCUCCGCAUCCUAUCUUUCCUCCCUCCCUCCCAAUACAACCCCAACUCCCUCGUUUGCCGUCGAUGGCUCCUCCUCACUGGCCGCCUCAUCCGCACCGUUCGUCUCCUCGACUGGAACUUCCUCGAAUCGGGCCGCCUGAUCGACCGAUUCCCCAACGUCACCGACGUUGAUCUCGUCCCCGCCUGCAUCGAAUCCCCUUACAAUUCAUCCGUCCACGUCACCCACCGCCUCAUCUCCCUCCACCUCGACGCCGAUCUCGACGAAGACGACAACGCCCGCCAUUUCAUCCCCGACAAGCUCUUCCUACCUGCGGAUUCCGUCGACGACGGUCUCCGCAUCCUCGCUCGCGGCUGCCCGAACCUCCGCAAGCUCGUCCUCAUCGCCACCGAGGCCGGCCUUGCCUCUAUUGCUACCGACUGCCCGAAUCUCCAGGAGCUGGAGCUCCACCGCUGCACCGAUCUCUCCCUGCGCGCCAUCUUCGCCUGCCAGAAUCUGCAGAUCUUGAGGUUGGUCGGCAUCGUGGAUGGAUUCUACUAUUCAACGGUCUCCGACAUUGGGCUGACAAUCCUGGCCCACGGGUGCAGGCGGCUGGUGAAGCUGGAGCUGUGUGGGUGCGAGGGGAGCUACGAUGGGAUCAGCGCCAUUGGGAAGUGCUGCCUGAUGCUGGAGGAGCUGACACUUUACGACCACCGGAUGGACAGCGGCUGGAUUGCCGCACUGUCAUUUUGCCAUAAUUUGAAGACACUGAGGCUGCUGGGGUGUAAGAGAAUUGAUCCAAAGCCAGGGGCUGUUGAGCACCUGGGAUCGUGCCCGACGCUGGAGCGGUUGCACGUGCAGCGUUGCCACCUACGGGAUAAGGAUAGUGUCAAUGCAUUGUUUGUGGUAUGUGGGGCAGUGAGGGAGAUUGAAUUUCAGGAUUGUUGGGGAUUGGAUGAUGAGAUGUUCGGCAUUGCAACUAUUUGCAGGAGGGUAAAGCUUCUAUCUCUGGAAGGAUGCUCAUUACUGACAGCAGAUGGUUUGGAGUCCGUUGUUCUUUCUUGGAAGGAGCUUCAAAGGCUUAGAAUAGUAUCGUGUAACAAUAUACGGGACAGUGAAGUCACUCCUGCCCUUUCAAAUUUACUUUCUGUUCUUAAAGAGUUCAAAUGGCGGCCAGAUUCCAGAUCUGUUCUUGCAUCAAGUCUUGCGGGGACAGGAAUGGGAAAUAAAGGCGGAAGAUUUUUCAACUGGGCGUGAGGACUGACUGAAUUAUUACCUGAUGCUGAGAACCAUAGCUUCCUUGUUGACAAUAUUAUUCAAAUGACUCACACGGCAACUGCAAAAGGAUCGUCUAGAGAUACCAACACCUACCUAUAUGCUGCCAUUGUUUCCAUCAAGUUUCAGAUGGUGAACAUGUCAUGUAUAGGAGGAUGGUUCGCCAUUUUUUAUUAGAGUUAGCCAGCCAAAGAGAGCCUACAACUGCUUGCAGAAUAGUAACUUGUUCUGCAGAUUCAGUUUGCCCAGCAUCGAAAUUUCUUCAUUGAUGUAUUAGGAGUAGCUCCUUUCUUAGAUUUCUUAUAUUCAUUCUACUGUUUAACAAGGUUAGAAAUGCUAAUCCCUGUUUUGCUGGGUAGAUGGAUGUCGAGAAUUCUGUAUAUCAAACUUUUUUUUUUCAUUUUAUAUAGUCAGAGCUUUCAUA